Molecule: messenger RNA, 1670 nt
Organism: Apus apus (common swift)
Lineage: Eukaryota; Metazoa; Chordata; Aves; Apodiformes; Apodidae
Gene: RFC3
Product: replication factor C subunit 3
Exons: 9
Coding region: 72-1142 (356 amino acids)
Biological process (GO): DNA-templated DNA replication; DNA repair
Cellular component (GO): nucleus; DNA replication factor C complex
Molecular function (GO): DNA clamp loader activity; ATP hydrolysis activity; DNA binding
Source: RefSeq, a predicted model, not a curated record
UGGCCCUCGGCGGCUGCCGUAGCAGCCCCUUCUGCCGCCGCCGCGGGCCGGGCCCGCGCUUGGGGAGCGCCAUGAGCCUGUGGGCGGACAAGCACCGGCCCGCGGCGCUGGCCAGGCUGGACUAUCACCGCGGGCAGGCGGCCCGGCUCCGGAACCUGGUUCAGUGUGGUGACUUCCCUCAUCUCUUGGUGUAUGGACCAUCAGGAGCUGGAAAAAAGACAAGAAUAAUGUGUUUAUUAAGGGAAUUAUAUGGUCCAGGAGUGGAAAAACUGAGGAUUGAGCAUCAGAGUAUAACGGCACCUUCUAAAAAGAAAAUUGAAAUUAGCACCAUUGCAAGUAAUUAUCACCUUGAAGUUAACCCAAGUGAUGCAGGAAACAAUGACCGUGUAGUAAUUCAGGAGCUCUUGAAGACAGUAGCACAAUCCCAGCAGCUUGAGACAAGUACUCAACGAGAUUUUAAAGUGGUGCUGUUAACAGAAGUCGACAAACUCACUAAAGAUGCUCAGCAUGCCUUGCGAAGAACAAUGGAGAAGUACAUGGCAACCUGCAGGUUAAUCCUGUGCUGCAACUCCAUGUCAAAAAUUAUAGGACCUAUUCAAAGCAGAUGCCUGGCUGUAAGAGUGCCUGCUCCCAGCAUUGAGGAUAUCUGCCAUGUCUUAUCCAGUGUGUGUAAGAAAGAAGGCCUGACUCUUCCUCAGGAACUGGCUCAAAGGCUUGCAGAGAAAUCUGGCAGGAAUCUUCGGAAGGCACUACUUAUGUGUGAGUCCUGCAGAGUACAACAGUAUCCUUUUACUGUUGAUCAAGAAAUUCCUGAGAUGGACUGGGAAGUUUAUUUGAGAGAAACUGCAAAUGCUAUCGUUGGUCAACAGACACCACAAAGGCUUUUAGAGGUCCGUGGACGGCUCUAUGAACUCCUGACACACUGCAUUCCUCCUGAGAUUAUAAUGAAGGGCCUCCUGACAGAACUUCUAAAUAACUGUGAUGGACAACUGAAAGGAGAAGUUGCACAGAUGGCAGCCUUCUAUGAACACCGCCUGCAACUGGGCAGCAAAGCCAUUUAUCAUCUGGAAGCAUUUGUAGCAAAGUUUAUGGCAAUUUACAAGAAGUUUAUGGAGGAGGGGCUAGAUGAAAUGAUCUUCUAACUCUGAAGCCCGAAGUCAUACAUGGAAUGUUAGGUCAUUCUGCCAGUAAUAUUGCAAAUGUUGUCUGCUUGUCCAUGCUUGAUAUGAGUCUAGUUCAAAGUCAGGUAUUCUAUUUUGCUAUUAAUAAAAACCACAGUGAACUAAAGAACAAUGUUUGAUCAGUUUUAAAACCAGAUGGAUUGUUUAUGACUGCCACAAAUCCAGCUUUAGAUCCAUACAAAAUACAGUAAUAGCCUUUCAGAAAGACAAGAAGUUGCCUUGGAAGAGGAAUAGAAUCAUAGUUGCUUUGCAGUAGUUGUAAGCUGGCAUUAAGAAGAGAGCAUGGAUGCUGCAUGCUUGCUUCUUGGUUGUUCAUGGGCAAGGCUGUUUGUGAAACAUGUUUUUUUCCAUGUUGUGUUUAAGUUCCAUGUUGAGUGGGUGUGUUCUGCCUUCUGAUUUGCGUAUCUUGCUGUUUGUUUGCCUUAUUUUAUUUUAGCCACACUCUUCUGUCAAAUACUGACAUUAAAACCAUUAAACUAGUCAGCUAUA